AUCGCUCGCGACCUUGGGGCGGGCCGCUUGGUUCUUUAAUGAGUUCGAGAAAGCCGCGGCGCGGCCCACCAGGUUCCAAAACAAGGAAAUGAAGGGAGGAGGCGGGACUGUGGGUGCCUGGGGGAGCCGCCGCCGCCGCCGCGGAGGAGGAGGAGGCGGAGGAGGUGGCUGCCGCGGCCGCCGAGGAGUCCCUUGCUGAAGGCGGACCGCGGAGCGGCGGGUGGCGCGCGCGCGCCCGAGCGACGGCUGUUGGAGAAGUGGAGCAGCGGCGGCGGCGGAGGAGGGACUGAGUGGCGGCGGCCCCCGCGUCCCGGUUUCUCUAUGGGGGAAGCAGACAAUGGAUUAUGAUUUCAAGGCGAAGCUGGCGGCGGAGCGGGAGCGGGUGGAGGAUCUGUUUGAGUACGAAGGGUGCAAAGUGGGACGCGGCACCUACGGGCACGUCUACAAGGCGAGGCGGAAAGAUGGAAAAGAUGAAAAGGAAUAUGCACUUAAGCAAAUCGAAGGCACAGGGAUAUCUAUGUCGGCUUGUAGAGAGAUUGCACUCCUGAGAGAACUGAAGCACCCUAACGUGAUCGCAUUGCAGAAGGUGUUCCUCUCCCACAGCGACAGGAAGGUGUGGCUGCUGUUUGACUAUGCAGAACACGACCUUUGGCAUAUUAUUAAAUUUCACCGUGCAUCCAAAGCAAAUAAAAAGCCCAUGCAGUUACCAAGGUCCAUGGUUAAAUCGCUGCUGUACCAGAUUCUCGAUGGUAUCCAUUAUCUCCACGCAAACUGGGUGCUCCACAGGGAUCUGAAACCAGCAAAUAUCCUAGUAAUGGGAGAAGGUCCUGAAAGGGGGAGAGUCAAAAUAGCUGACAUGGGUUUUGCCAGAUUAUUCAAUUCUCCUCUAAAGCCCCUCGCAGACUUGGAUCCAGUAGUUGUGACAUUUUGGUAUCGGGCUCCAGAACUUUUACUCGGUGCCAGGCAUUACACGAAGGCCAUCGACAUCUGGGCAAUAGGCUGCAUAUUUGCUGAGCUCUUGACUUCAGAACCCAUUUUUCACUGUCGUCAGGAGGAUAUAAAAACAAGCAAUCCUUUUCAUCACGAUCAGUUAGAUCGAAUAUUUAGUGUCAUGGGCUUUCCUGCAGAUAAAGACUGGGAAGAUAUUAGAAAAAUGCCAGAGUACCCAACACUUCAAAAAGACUUUCGAAGAACAACGUAUGCCAACAGCAGCCUCAUAAAGUACAUGGAGAAACACAAGGUCAAGCCUGACAGCAAGGUGUUCCUCCUGCUUCAGAAACUCCUCACCAUGGAUCCAACCAAGAGAAUCACCUCCGAGCAGGCUCUGCAGGACCCUUACUUCCAGGAAGACCCCCUGCCAACAUUAGAUGUGUUCGCUGGCUGCCAGAUUCCGUACCCCAAAAGAGAAUUCCUUAACGAAGAUGAACCAGAAGAGAAAGGCGACAAGAACCAGCCGCAGCAGCAGAACCCACAUCAGCAGCCUGCAGCACCCCCACAACAGGCAGCAGCCGCCCCACAGGCUCCUCCACCACAGCAGAGCAGUGCCCAAACCAAUGGAACUGCGGGGGGAGCCACUGCGGGCGGCGGCGGCGCUGGAGCGGGGCUGCAGCACAGCCAGGACUCCGGGCUGACUCAGGUCCCUCCAAACAAGAAGCCCCGGAUCGGGCCUUCGGGUGCAAACUCAGGCGGGCCCGUCAUGCCAUCGGAUUAUCAGCACUCCAGUUCUCGCCUGAAUUACCAAAGCAGCGUUCAGGGGUCCUCUCAGUCCCAGAGUACGCUGGGCUACUCGUCAUCUCAACAGAGUACCCAGUACCACCCAUCUCACCAGGCCCACCGGUACUGACCCACUCCCUCUGCUUGGCCUAGGAGAGCAGAGCACAGACUCCAGCAGGGUGGGACCUGCGUUAUAGAGAGCCCCAGAAUGAAGACAGACAUCAUGCAAAGCACAGACGCUUGAGAGGAAACCUUUGCAUGCUAAGUGUUUUGAAGGACUGAUAUCUCUUCCUCAUUGACUUAAGGAAGAUUCUUGUGAAGUGCUCCCAGCCCUCUUCCCUGCAUGCAUCCUUCUGUGACUUUCCUGAAGAGGCGUCUGCUGUACCCCAGCGUCAGACUUGUGCGUCCGCUCUUCAGCAGUCUCUGAGGGACUCUGGUGCACCUUUCUCAUGCUGUAGCAAUCAUUGUCAUUUAUCUUUUCUUAGGAUUUCAAUGUUCUAGGAACAGGGUUCCAGUGGUGUAUAGUUUUAUACUUCAUGAACUGACUUAGCAACACCAGUCAAAUGCACCUUUUAAAGCACUACACAGUCUUCACAGACUAACUGCUUUGCUCUUGGAAGUCUUAAAAAGAAACUGUUACUGUCCCAAAGUACUUUACUAUUAUGUUUUUAUUUAUCUCUUUCAGGGAAGGUCUAGUGAAAGACAGUGUAGGGCAGAUGGUGCCCACGACCAAACACAGCUUAGGUCUUUGCAGCUACCUGCUUAUGCUAUGAAGAACUGAAGUACUUGGUGGUUUUUAUGUAAUCAUUCACGGGGAACUCAGUUCCCAGAAUCAUCAUAUUCUGAAUAAUAUUCAGUAAUUAAAAUUAUAAUUUUAACUUCAUGUAGCUAAGUCUACUUUAAAAGAGGUUUCAAGGGCUUUGAUGGAAUCCAGGCCUUUGGGACUCACCUGGGAAGUCUGAAGAGACUGUUUCCUGCACUAGGACCUCACGAGGACUCACGCUGAUCAAAGCACGCUUCUUCCACUUGAAGGAAAAGCGCUUCCAUGUGUAGCGUCGGAGGCUUCUCUCAAGGAGCUGCAGGCUCUGCGGUGUCAGCAUGAGUAGCUUUCUUCCAUAAUCAAGGGUACUCAGAUAGAAGCCUGUGAGUUCAUCUGCAGUGUUUUCCAUUUGUAUGUGCAUUAAGCAUAAAGUGACUAUUUUUAAAGCAUGUUAAAAUUUUAGGUUUCAUUCAUGUUUGAAGUAUGUAUUAUGUAUGCAUAAUUUUGCUGUUACUGAGACUUAACGCUGUCGAGAAUCUUUUUAUUGCACUGAAUGCUUUCUUUUGCCCCUAGGAAAAAACUUAAUAAUUGUGCCUAAGAACUAUGGGCGAUAGUGUAAGGUAGAUGGGGUGAAUAUUUGCAUUUCCAUGAUCUACGAAUUCGAGGGGAGUUCUUUCUUAACUACUUUUGAGGAACCCCCACCUCCAGAAUCAAGAGGAGAUGUAAAGGCUUAGAGCCCCCAUUGUAGUGCAGGGGCAGAACAUCUGUGUUCUGAUGCUCCUAGCAGCACCAGCCUUGUUCUCAAUGUUUCUUGAGCUAGAAAAAAUAACCAAUUGUAUAUGCAAACUAUAUACAUUUUUAAAAAACUAUUCUUGUGAACCUAUCUACCUGGUUAUGAUACUCUGGGGUCCAUAUACAAGUAAAAUAAGAUUUUUAGAAGCCAGUAUACAUUUUGCACUAUUGAUGUGAUACUGUCGCCAGCCAGGACCUCACUGAUUUCAGCAUACUGAGGCUUAUAAAUAGUAAUAAAGACUGUAUGGUGACAUGCACACCAGGACCGAAAACGAAGUCAGUGACAUGUGACGUGCUUCAUUGGGAGGAGUUUCUGACUGUCCCCUUAGUUUUUUUUUAAUCCCUUAUGUUUUCUUUUUUUUUAAAUAAGAAUCAGCCUCGGGCAGACUGUAGCUAUCUAUACAAAGUUCUGAGCUGGGCCCUGGAGCCUCUUUGUCCAGGGCCACUUCUCCCUUCCCACAGGCUCAGGGCUCUGCUGGGUAGAAAAACAAAGAGCUGGAGACAGUUCCUUGUUACAGCCAAUCCAGUGAUGAUAAACUGAUGCGGGAUAUCCGUGCCACGUGGUUGACCUAUGAUGUCACAUGAGAUGAAGGUCCUUUUGUUUACUUCUGAACCCACUUGGAUAACUCUGUUCUGAAUUUUAUGGUAAUCAGUGUUAUGGGGAAGCAGGUCUGUGUCCGACCACUUGAGGAGAAAGCCAGGGAUUAGCUGUCACAAAAGGCAUCUAUGCAUAUUUGAAAUGUUCACAGCAGCCUUCCGCAACAGUAGGGUGGCCCUUGUGGACAGAGCAUCUUCUGUCUACUAAGUGGUGGUAGAGAAUUACAAUAAAAACAGAAACUUUGUUCUUGCCCUCGAAUGAGCUCAAUUUAAUGAAAGGCAUUAGCCCCUAGUCUGUGUAUAUACAUACAUACAUACAUACAUACAUACAUACAUACAUACAUACAUAUAUAUUAAAACAAAACAGUUCUUUGUAUACAAACUGGAUGCACCGUUCUGGCAGUAUGCAUUUAGACAUUCACAGGACUGUUCUGGUAAAACCAGCUCACACAGGGCACCUUGCCAUUCCCUUCCAGUAUAGUGUUUUCCAGGACAGAACCAGAAAUCGCCACUAUCAAUGCAGCUGGGUUCCACAUCACUGCACUGAUUCUGGCCCUUUGACUUUCUCUUCUUUCCUCAGGGUUGGUGAUGCACACCUGUGCCCAGUACUCUCAGAAAUAAUUUCUGUUCAUUAUUUCCUUUUUCCGUGAAGGAAGCAAAGCCUUUCGUAUACAUUAAGGCCAUAGUCCAUGGGGUGGGACCUCUCAUGGGACCUGUGAAACUUCUCAAGGGUGGAGUUUACCUUCAUGAGCCUCAAGUGAUGGGAUUUCUCUUUGCACCUUCAUUAGAAACUGUUUUGUUCUCUGGGGACACAGAGGCAUCCUCUGACUUAGGGGAGCUUCAGAGUCUAGGGAGGAGUGAAGGAUUGAGUUGAAAGGUUUCUAUUCUUUAUAUUAAGUCACUUUUAGAGGUGGCUCUGUGUCGAGGUGUUUGGGGAAAAGGAUUCAGGCCGGCAUCUGAGGGCAGUAGCUAAAAGUACUGUAGCGUGAGUUGGUAAUUUGAGUCCUUUUGAUGAAAUAAACCAUGAAGUGAGUGAGAUGCAGAGAUCAAGAGACAAGUCUGUUUUUAUUCUGUGCUUUAGAAACCUUAGGAUUUGGAGUGCUGACAUUCUGCACUCUGUAACGUAGCUUCAUGCCGGGAAGGGGGGGCGGCCUCCCAGACUCUCACGGUCACACAGGCUCGCUGCCUCGUUCCCCGUCAUUCUCUUGCCUCUGAGAUAAUGCUCUGCUGUGCUAACGGGGGAAGGAGUGGGCGAGUAGGACUUGCAGCUUGCCCUGCUUCUGAGUCAAGAUGUAGCAGCCGCCGCCAUGCACUGCUGCACUGCUCUUUAGGUGACCAGAAGGACAACGAGUGGCCGUUGGGCUUCACGGAGGCUCGGAGGAAUCCAGUACAUGUAAUAAUUUUAUACAGCGCAUAGCAGUUUAAGUCCCCAUAGUGAUCAAGAAGAGUUACAAACAUAGCCGCAAAGGCCAGUGUUUGAGGGACUUCAGAGGUGUGUGGUACUGGGAUACUUGCCCUUCCAAGCUGUUUUCCAUAGGGAGUGGUGCUGAUGUGUGACAUGGGAAAUUCCUGAUGCACUGUUACCACCUAUGUAGUGAGUAAAAUUAAUACUAUUUAAUAUUUUUUUUUUGUAAAAAAAAAAAAAGCUUUGUCUGGGUAGACACUAAAAGCAUUAUAUAAAGCCAGGACCGACAUGUCCUUUUUAAUAACAACUGAAAGUACUUUUUAUAUAUGUUAUACAGUGUGUCCUUUCUAAACUAGUUUGUAUUCCCGGUAAUUCCUAUUUGUGAAGUGUACCUGUCUAUCUUUCUGAUCAUUUUCUGCACGCACCCCCUCUGUAUGAUUAGAUAUUGCCAUGACUCUCCUUGCUCUGCUGUGAUGUGUGUAAGCCAAGCCUGCUGCCCUCAGACGCCCGCUCUGAGGAUGCAGGGUGUGUGGCCUCGGCCACUUCCGAACUGGGUGCUUCUGCUCUGGAGUUCUCCAGCCACCCUCUCAAAGUGACUGUUCCAGCUGCGAUAAAUUACAUCACAUUUAUUUUAUAUUCUUGGUUGAAAUAAAAUUUAAUUGACUUUG
Molecule: messenger RNA, 5935 nt
Organism: Apodemus sylvaticus (European woodmouse)
Lineage: Eukaryota; Metazoa; Chordata; Mammalia; Rodentia; Muridae
Gene: Cdk19
Product: cyclin dependent kinase 19
Exons: 13
Coding region: 338-1843 (501 amino acids)
Biological process (GO): protein phosphorylation
Cellular component (GO): mediator complex; nucleus; cytosol
Molecular function (GO): cyclin-dependent protein serine/threonine kinase activity; ATP binding; RNA polymerase II CTD heptapeptide repeat kinase activity
Source: RefSeq, a predicted model, not a curated record